AGUAUUUUAUUUUCGUAAACCACGUGACCCGACACGGAAGUGACGGGGUGCUCAAAAGAGUUAAGCAAAGCAUCUGGGAGCAAAACAGCAGCUAGCUAAAUUUCAUUUUACAGCAGAGGACCAGAGGACGGGACUAAAGGACGGUGAAAAGUGUAACCACAUCUGUGAGAAGACGACCACAAUGAAUCCAGUAUACAGCCCUGCACCAACAGGGGUCCCCUUCACCAACACUAAGGGUAUAGGCUAUCCAGCUGGAUUCCCUGUUGGCUAUGCAGCAGCUGCUCCAGCAUACACUCCCAAUGUCUACGCCGGAGCAAACCCAGCCUUCCCCAGUGGCUACGCUCCAGGAACUCCUUUCAAAAUGUCCUGCUCUCCCAACACAGGGACUGUCCCACCCUACUCCUCCUCACCAAACCCCUACCCUGCUGCUGUUUAUCCUGUCAGGAGCACCUAUGCCCAACAGAACCCCUAUGCACAGGCACUAAUACCGUCACAACAACAAGGCCCUUAUUACACGCAGCCACUGUAUGCUGCGCCGCCUCAUGUUAUCCAUCACACAACGGUGGUCCAGCCCAAUGGGAUGCCUGCAGCUAUGUAUGCCCCGCCCAUCCCCCCUCCCCGCCCCAACGGCGUUGCCAUGGGGAUGGUAGCUGGCACCACCAUGGCCAUGUCAGCUGGAACUUUGUUGACAACUCCAUCACCAGCGCCUGUUGCCCCCCACCAAGUCACGAUGCCCACAUAUCGGCCUCCUGGCACACCCAGCUACAGCUACGUGCCCCCACAGUGGUGAAGAGAGGGAAGCGUUACAAGAUGGUAGAUAUGCAUUCACACUCUACUCCAGUGUUUUUUGCUCUUGGUGAAGACCUGCCCUGGCGGUGUCCACAACCAGUUACUCUACUUCCAGCAUAAUGUGAAUCUAAAACCCAACUACAUAGAAAGAGGCCCAUUUGUAUAGGGAGGGGAUGAAUGAAACGCCCAUGACCCCUCUUCAUGGAAUAAGGCUGCAUUCCAUGCCACACCCCCAGCGCCAGCACCUCUACAACCUGCUGCAUAUCUCACAUCAAACUGCAAAGCCUCCAUGCAAACUUUUUGUGGACUGUCAUGCAGGUUUUUAUAGCUUAAACCCUUAAAGUGGUGAAAAAGGAGUUUGGAAUAGUUACAUUUUUUGUUUGUUCUGUUUUGUUUUUUUAAUUUGGGGGAUACAUAUGAUGUUGAAUGCAUGUGUAUAUAUAGAUAUAUGAAGUAAUGCUAGCUCAAUCUACCUGCUGUGACAGAUGCAAAUUCAACAAAAAGGCACACAUCCAAAGGAACUAAAAAAAAAAAAAGAAAAAACUAAUAAUCUGCAAUGCUGAAUCACCAGUGACCAUGUCUUAAAUGUGAAAGAAGUAAAGACAAGAAAUGUUUGUUCAUGCAAAAACAUACCUGCGUAAUCAGGCGCAGACCAAACUGUACUAUUUUCACUGCUUUGUGUUUAGGUAAGUGACGCUAGGUUUUUAUGGUUUCUUUCAGUGAUGCAGUGUUUGCAUUAUGUCUUACCUUUUUCGUAUUUUAUGAUAAAGAUGGGAUUUUUGAGUUUGUGCCUCUGACUGAUGGCCAUUCCAACACUUAUUCACUCUGUUUUCCUCUUCCUGCCCUGUUAAGCAUUUUAGAAAAAGUCUGAAGCAGCUCCUGCUUGGGUGAUAUUGAUGUUAAAAACUAUUCAGUAAUUUUUGCCAGAAGUGUUCUUGGUGGGAAACGAGUAAAGGAAGUUGUUGGAAACCAUUUGCACCCAUUUAAAGAGAGUGAAUGAUGAGGAACAGUGUUGUGUGUGAGUAAAUGGCCGCGUAUGAACGUGGAUUAAAAUAGAAACCAUUGAAAAUGGUGCCAUACAGUGCGACAUGCUUAGAAUUUUAGACCUACAUGUCACUAUAACCAAUUUGUUCUUAGGUAGGUCUGAAGCACUACAUCAGUAAAUCACUGCUAACUGUGGACAUGAUAGGAAAACAUAUUGUUAAACUCCAUUUGUGAAUAGCACUACUGAACGAAGGCACUAAUUCAAAACAGUUUGUGACGAUAUUGGACCUUUUGACAUUGCUCGCUGUUUUACCUCAAGGUUCCAGGCUAACCCACCAAUAUCACUGUUUCAGACAUGCUUUUCUAUGUUGCCUCAGUCACCUCAGUUAAAUGAUCUGUUUUGUAAAUGUUAUUUUUGUGAUUUUGGUUCCUGUUUUGUAUUCUAAAGAAAGACCAAAAAUAAAAACAAAUAUAAGAAUAA
Messenger RNA from Amphiprion ocellaris (clown anemonefish), 2254 nucleotides. It is a transcript of the gene fam168b, whose product is annotated as family with sequence similarity 168 member B. The transcript has 7 exons. NCBI's taxonomy places the organism in Eukaryota, Metazoa, Chordata, Actinopteri, Pomacentridae. The coding region runs from base 182 to 790 and encodes 202 amino acids. The record is from RefSeq and is a predicted model, not a curated record.